Pieris macdunnoughi is the source of this 1035-nucleotide messenger RNA. The record is from the annotation of a GenBank genome assembly. Lineage: Eukaryota; Metazoa; Arthropoda; Insecta; Lepidoptera; Pieridae.
AUGUUUGUUCGGAAUGUUUGGUCUGCGGCAGAAUUAAAGUUUUGCUGCAAACCCAUGUUGUUGAAGAAGCCUAAUAAUAUUGGAUAUGCUCAGUUCCAACUAAGACAACCUUUUCAUAAUUCGCGGCGCAGUGCACGACGCCCCAUUAUUGAACCAAACCCACUAGAAAUCCCACAAAUUGAAUCGGGUCCUUUGAAUGCUAGUUCAUUGGUAAAGCCACUGCUUUUUACUGUAGGGGUAACAGGAGUAAGUUUAGCUGGCUGUGUUAUAUGGGAAUAUGAAAAUGUUAGAUCUCAUGCAAAAGCUUUUCUUAGAAGACCAAAUAGCUGGCUCAAUUCUCAUCAAAGGCGAAACUCUCAGAAAUCUGAGCCAGGUCCAAUUAGACAAUGGUGGGAUUCAUUAAGAACUAGUGAAAAAGUAUUUUAUCCUAUCCUUGCUGCUAAUUUAUUAGUUUUUGGAGCCUGGCGUGUGAGAGCUUUACAAACUUUUAUGAUUAGAUAUUUCUGCUCAAAUCCCUCUGGUAGUGCAGUGUGUCUUCCUAUGGUUCUAUCAACAUUUAGUCAUUAUUCAGGAUUUCACUUAGCUGCAAAUAUGUAUGUUUUAUACAGUUUCAUGCCAGCUGGCAUUGCAGCAUUGGGAAAAGAGCAAUUUGUAGCAAUGUAUAUGAGUGCUGGUGUAAUCAGCAGCUUUGCCAGUGUUCUGUACAAAGUUAUGGUAAAUCAGCCUGGUCUUAGUCUUGGUGCGUCAGGAGCAAUCAUGGCAGUGUUGUCUUAUGUAUGUGUGCAAUAUCCUGACACCAAACUGAGCAUAAUAUUCUUGCCAAUGUACACCUUUGCUGCUGGCACUGCAAUCAAAGUUAUUAUGAGUGUUGACUUAGCUGGAGUUGUCUUGGGGUGGAAAUUCUUUGACCAUGCAGCUCAUUUAGGUGGAGCAUUAUUUGGCAUGGCAUGGUGUUAUUGGGGCGGCCUACAUGUUUGGGGUAAUCGAGAUAAGUUUCUUCAAUAUUACCACAACUUUAGAAAAGAUUCUAGAUAG